UUGCAUCGGUAAUAUGCAUCACAGCUUCUUUCCCUCCCGUAUGAAACGGUCAGGGAAUUAGCCGCCCUCGGCGCGCGCGUGUUAAGCCAGGGGUUCCGGGAGCGCGCGCGGAUUGUCCACCAUCUCAGCCCCUCGCCAGGCUGUGCACCUCGCGCGUCUUAUCAUCCAUCUCCAUAGCGAAGCGCUGAUCCUCCCCGAGUACUGAGGGAUGAAACGGAAAAGAACUUAUGCCGGUCACCACAGAAAUGAGUGAGUCGUCGUCCAUUCACUCAGCGAAGCUUGUUUCAUUGGCCCGAUCGCUCUCUGGGCUUGGGCUCGAUGCCACCAAUGGAAACCCUAUCACCCCUCCUGACAAUGAUGAGCCCCCUCCUCCGGAGUCCGGCAUCGAUCUAGGCCCUGGGCUUUAUUUCAAUGAUGGCAAGAGAAAAGUGGACUACGUCCUUUGCUACAAAUACAAAAAAAGGCGAGCAUCCAAGGCACGCCUUUCCAUUGCAUCCAAUGGGAGUAUACCAUUUCCCAUACCGAGCCGCUGGGAGCCGGAAGCGGAGUCUGGUGAGGUAUGUGCGCCUGCAGGAGAUGUGGAGGAGUCGAAGCUGUCUGAGGAGGAAAAGGCUGUCAUGAGGGAGGAAUUUGAAGCAGGUCUGCUGGAAGCUGGACUGCAGCUAGAGCGUGAUAAAGAGAGGGCGAAUGGCAUGCAGUUUAUUCGGCUGCACAUCCCAUGGCCAAUACUCAGUCGGGAGGCAGAGCUUCAGAAGAUCAAAGUUGCUGUGAAAAAGAAGUGUGAAUUGCGGAAGCGGAUGGGCAUCGCCGGGGUAUGGGACUCCAUCAUGAGCAAAGUCAGCACACCGUUUCAACCGGACGUCCCCGAUUUCGACAUCCAGAGAGACUCACAGACACGCGUCCAUUUCAAAACCCUCAAACACGCUUUUAUCAGAGACAAGCUCCACCUGUACGACAUCAAAUCAACAGAAACUGUAUUUGAUAACGCAACACGCAGCAGAAUAGUGGCUGAGAUUAUUUCACGCACUACCUGCAGACAAACUUGCCAAACCACUGGCAUCAGCUCAUUAUUGGCUCGGGGUGUCUACGACUCUGCCUUCCCUCUGCAUGAUGGGUCGUUCACAAGGAGAGGGAGGAAGGAUCAGCGAAAUGACAGACAGAUCCUCCAUGAAGAAUGGGCGAACUAUGGAGUCAUGCAUAAAUACCAGCCUGUGGACCUGAUCAGGAAGUACUUUGGAGAGCAGAUUGGGUUGUACUUUGCCUGGCUGGGUGUUUAUACUCAGCUCCUCAUCCCUCCCUCUGUACUGGGCAUCAUUGUCUUCCUGUACGGCAUACUCACUGUGGAUGCCAAUGUGCCAAGCCAGGAGACAUGUGAUGACAACCUGAACAUCACCAUGUGUCCGCUGUGUGAUGGUGUGUGUGACUACUGGCGUCUGAGUUCGGUGUGCUCACUGGCCCGAGCGUCAUACCUGUUCGACAACGGAGCCACUGUCCUCUUUGCCAUUUUCAUGUCUCUGUGGGCUGCCUGUUUCCUCGAGCACUGGAAAAGGCGACAGAUGUGUCUGAAACAUAUGUGGGACCUGACGAGCUUGGAGGAUGAAGAGGAGCGAGUCCAGGAGGAGCUGAGGCCUGAAUAUGAAGAAGCUCUACAGGAGAAGAAAGCUAAAAUGAAAGCACAGUCUAAGAGGAAGUUGACCCAAGCUGAGGAAGGUGCAGAUGGAGAAAAAGACCAGAUGCUGGCCUCGCAGCAAGAGCCAGAGUCCCUGGACAUUGAGGAUCACCUGUCAGGUUAUCUCAUCAAUGUGUCCACCUUACUACUACUGGUCUUUGUGACCUUCUCGGCAGUGGUUGGUGUGGCAGUUUAUCGCAUCUGCAUGUUAAGUGUGUGGUCAAUGAACCCUGAUCCUGAAGCCAAAGCCAGCGUGAGGAUGACCGUCACCACCACAGGCAUCAUCCUCAACAUGCUGGUCGUUCUGGUGUUGGAGGAGGUCUAUGGAGCGAUCGCUGUGUGGCUGACUGAACUGGAACUUCCCAAGACAAACGAAGAGUUUGAAGAAAAGCUGAUAUUUAAGUCUUUCUUCCUCAAAUCCAUGAACGCCUUUGCACCUAUUUUCUAUGUGGCCUUCUUCAAGGGCAGGUUUGGCGGGCGGCCUGGUGAUUAUGUUUACGUCUUUGGAGACUACCGCAUGGAGGAGUGUGCUCCACCAGGCUGCCUCAUCGAGUUGUGCAUCCAGCUCAGCAUGAUCAUGCUCGGAAAGCAGCUCAUCCAGAACAAUGUGUUUGAGGUUCUCAUACCUAAGCUGAAAAAGAUGUACAGAACAAUGCAGGAAGAAAAAGGAAAGAAAGAGAGAGCGGCAGAGAAUGAGGACAAUGAAACAGAAGAGAAGAGACAAAAGCAACAGUUUGACAAAGAUUACACCCUUGAACCCUUCGAAGGCGUGAGCCCAGAGUACAUGGAAAUGAUAAUCCAGUACGGGUUCGUGUCUCUGUUCGUGGCUUCCUUCCCACUGGCGCCAGCAUUCGCUCUGCUCAACAACGUCAUUGAGAUUCGCCUCGAUGCUGCAAAAUUUGUCACAGAGAUCCGACGGCCUGAUGCUGUGAGACAUAAAGACAUAGGGAUUUGGUACAACAUUCUCUGUGGAAUCAGCAAGUUCUCUGUCAUUACAAAUGCGUUUGUCAUCUCCUUCACGUCAGAGUUUGUCCCACGAAUGGUUUACCAGUACAUGUACAGCGUCAACGGCACCAUGAAUGGUUACACAGAGCACUCACUGUCCUACUUUAAUGUCACCAACUUCCCACCGGGCAGCGCGCCCAACACCACCCUCAUCACCGGAGUCUCCAUGUGCAGGUAUAAGGAUUACAGAGACCCACCGUGGGCCCCAGAUGCUUACACCUUCUCCAAACAGUACUGGUCUGUCCUCGCUGCAAAAUUGGCCUUUGUGAUAUUCUUCCAGAACCUUGCUAUGUUCCUCAGCAUGCUGGUGGCCUGGAUGAUCCCAGACGUACCGCGAUCUCUGCGUGAACAGCGGAAGAAAGAGAACAUGAUGCUGAUGGAGUUUUUGCUGAAUCAAGACCAAGAAGCACGUGCCAAAUCUCAACCCCCGAAACUCUCCAUCCCCUGCAUCCCUGCCAACAUAGACAUUGUGGUGGAGGCACCGCGGGAAGAACCCCAGGAGCAGCAAGAGGAGGAGGAGGAGGAGGAAGAAAGGGUUGAGAUCAAUCUGGAUGAGCCCAGAAGGGGCAGUGACAGUGAUCCAGAGGUUGGGAAGUCGUUCGAGGAAGUUGAAGAAAAUAGACUGGAAGAGCGAGUAGGGGAGGGUGAGGAGGAGGGUGGAGAGGUAGAAGUGGGAGACAAGGUAAAGGAUGAGGACGUAAAUGGAGAGGGUGGAGAGGGGGGUAAUGAGCCAGUGGGAGGAGAAGAAAAAGAGGAGGCAGAACAACUAAAGGAAGAGGAAAAGGAAGCAGAGGAGAAGGCAGCUGAGACAGAGGAUUUUAAGGUCGAUCUGGACGCCUUGAUGAGCGAGCUGGGUCUGCUCGAUGAACCCUCAUCAAGCACAGCCAGAGAUACAGAGCUUCCCCGCUCAGAGUCCAAACAGGAACACCAGAAAGACAAGGAGCCUCCGUUGCAUCCAUUGUCUCAAAGAGGCUCAUCGCAGAGUCUGAAGAGCUCCAGGGCAGACAUUACAACACCUGAUAUUGACACUAGGCUCUUCUCCCUAAUUGCUCCUCCUCCCAGAGAGCCAGGCUCAAGGGCAAAAUCCCGCUGCUCCACCCUGCCUUCCCGCCACAAAGGGGCUGAAGCUUGUUACAGCCUGCCCCGACCCAGCCACUCCACCAGCCUCACGAGGUUCCAGCAGGCGGCCACGCUCACACCCCUGGUUCCCCUGGGCUCUUCAUUAUCAGCCUCAUCCAACCCGUUCUCCCCACCACACACACCUGUGUCACCAUCAUCUCCACACCCCUCUUCCCCAGCAGCCCAACAGCCCAAAGCAAUCAGUGAACUAUUUGCGCUGAAAGGCCCCCCGCCUCAACAGCCACGCUCCAGGGGCAAAUCCCGGUGCUCCACCCUGCCUCCACGACAGAGAGCCCCCGGUCCUGAGGAGCACUCCACCAAGCCUAGCCAUUCCACCAGCUUUACAAAGCUGGGGGACCGCAUCCCUCCUUCCCCCAGUGAACUGAAGCGCAACACGCCAGUAUGAGGAGAGCUGGAAGGCAAGGGAAAGGGACAGAGGGUGGCAGAGGGAGGGGGAGGACUAGCCAGAUUAGCCUCUCCCCGUCUGUGCCUGGAGCCUCAUGCCCUCCGUCCGUCCUCCCUAUUUCCAUACGUAAUACCUGGGGUCUGAGGAGAGACCAUCCAGAUCAACUGAACGUCCUUUUUAUCCUCUUAAUCUUCAUGAAGAUGUUUAUACUCAUGUUUAUUUAGGGCUGAUCCUGACGAGGGGAGAGCUGGACAAUUCAGAGACAGACUGCUCAGGAUACUCUCCCCGCCAUGCCCAAAAACAAUACCACUGGAACUUUAACUCUUUCUAUUCCUGACUUUUUUUUCUGCCAUUUUUUUUUGUUUUAUUGUUGGUUUGUUUUCACAGCUCACUAGCCACUGCUCCUCUGUUUAUUUCAGUCUCACACAUGCAGCAGAUGAAAGAUGGAAAAAUAUGCAGCAAAUAUCAAUAUAUACAGCUAGUAUCAACACUUAAGCUUGUAGAUCUACAGUUUAUUUUUAGAGGUUUUGAUAUAUAAAAAGUGUAAAAUUCUAA
Molecule: messenger RNA, 4754 nt
Organism: Epinephelus fuscoguttatus (brown-marbled grouper)
Lineage: Eukaryota; Metazoa; Chordata; Actinopteri; Perciformes; Serranidae
Gene: ano2a
Product: anoctamin-2
Exons: 29
Coding region: 228-4199 (1323 amino acids)
Biological process (GO): chloride transmembrane transport
Cellular component (GO): plasma membrane
Molecular function (GO): chloride channel activity; protein dimerization activity
Source: RefSeq, a predicted model, not a curated record